Onthophagus taurus is the source of this 4407-nucleotide messenger RNA. It is a transcript of the gene cnc, whose product is annotated as NFE2 like bZIP transcription factor cap-n-collar. Gene Ontology annotation, cellular component: nucleus. Gene Ontology annotation, biological process: regulation of transcription by RNA polymerase II. NCBI's taxonomy places the organism in Eukaryota, Metazoa, Arthropoda, Insecta, Coleoptera, Scarabaeidae. Gene Ontology annotation, molecular function: RNA polymerase II cis-regulatory region sequence-specific DNA binding; DNA-binding transcription factor activity, RNA polymerase II-specific. The record is from RefSeq and is a predicted model, not a curated record.
GCAUAUAGCGCGUUUCUAAAAAGUGCUCCCACCACACCGUGUACUCAGUGCGCAAUAACGUUCCGUGAAUCCAGGCCUGGUCUCUACCGAGGAGCCCGAAUAUCUAUUGCGUCGUCCAAUAUCAAAUACGACAUCAACCGACACUCAAUUCGCGUUUUAUCUACGAUUUUACGAACCGGUACUCAAACGAACUGUCAAAGUGCAUGAUAAAAGCAAAAAUUAUUCGGGUAAAAAUUUUGUGUUAUAGUUUUCCUCAACAUUUUUUUAGUGAAAACAUCAACAACAGUUAAAGGAACAUCAUAUUAACGUAGUGUUUAUUUUAGAACAACAUAAACAAUACAGAAGUGAUCAUGAUUUAGUGACCGACAAAUUUAUAGGUUAGGAUACAAAAAAAAAAUAAUUGACAAUCGGAAAAAAAAGAAAUUCGAAAAAAUAAUUGACAAUCGGAAAAAAAACAAAUUCGAAACAAUGUUAAGUUUAAAAAAAGUGUACAGAGACGAAUUACUUCAACUCGCCUUAAUAUUAAGCAUACUUCGAGUUAACCCGGACUCAUAUUUUGAAAAUGAACUAUUUAAUGCUACUGAUCUUGACUUGGAUAAUGGGACAAGUUGGAGAUCCUUGGGCACCUCUGUUCUUAGGGCCCACUAUGUUCAUCCAAAAAACCUUGAUUCUGUACUUAUGAACUAUGAACGAGAAGUAUUUGCAGAGCUAAACUCUUUGGGAAGAUACAAUCGAGUAAAUACACAUUCUGAUAUUACCGCCUAUUUGCUCAAUGUUAACCGGACAACGAUUCCAAAUCUUAAUCAAGAGGCACCACCUGAUAUUACUACAUCUCAUUCUAAUCAAAAUGAACCUAACAAUAUCAAUGUUAAUCAAGAAGAACCAGAACAAUUAGAUUUAGGAUUAGAAUUAACACAAGAGGACAUGGACUUGAUCGAAGUGCUAUGGAAACAGGAUGUGGAUCUGGGGUAUGCCCCGGAGAUGCCAUCAUCCCCAUCUGAAAAACUCAAAACUGACGACCAAAACAACGAACCUUCGGCUUCCUCCGCCAGCAAAGUUGACGAUGACGACAUCGAGAAGCUUAAAGCUCUCAAGGCUAUCAACGAGGAGAACUCGAAAAGUGAAGAGUCAUCUAAGGAAGAUUCCGAUCCUUGGGCUGGGUUGAAGUAUACUAUUGAUACAGAAACAGGGGAGUAUGUGAUUGGCGGCGACUUAGAGAACAGCCUCUCUGCCGCUGAUUGCGACCCGCCGUGCGAUCUACCCCUUGGUGACCUCCCGUUGCCUGAAUUCCUGCUGGACGAAGCUCUCCAACUGGUUGGAUUAGACGACGAUUCCAUACAGGAAGGCGUCGACCCCAAGGAGGUCGAAAACAUCAAUCUUACCGGAGAUCCUGCAGACGAAGACUUGGGACUUUCUGCCGCCGCCGGAUUAGAUUCGGCCGCUUCUACUAGCAAAGACCUUGAAUCCGAAGAGGAUAUACUUUCAGAGAUGAUUCAAACAUCGCAAUUUCAUCAUCCCCAUCAUAGGGCUUUUCAGAGCCGGAUGCCAUUCGGGCGUACCAUAAGCAUGGAACAGCGAUGGCAAGAUCUUGCAAAUUUGCUCAGUCUCCCAAACGCCACCGACGCCUCCUCGAUGCCGCACCCUUUCAGUCAUCAUCAUGCUUUACAUAAUUACAGCCACCCUCAUGCUCACGGCAUGAGUUACGGCCCUGAUGCCAGGGGUGUACUCCUUCACAACGCUACGCUUACUCCGCCAAUGGGAGACUUGAACGCAACUGUCCCCUACAGCAAUCUGGGUGGUACAAAUAUUGGUAAUGCUGUAGCUACAUCUAUGAACCUCACCAAUAGCAGUGAACCAAUGAACGAACCAUCAGCAUCAGCACAUUACAAACUCGAACCAUCUCAUGAUAUGAUGUAUUAUCAGAAUACUACAUCGGAGAUGAAUCAAACUGAUGGGUUCCUUUCUUCUAUUCUUAACGACGAAGAUCUCCAGUUAAUGGACAUGGCUAUGAAUGAAGGAAUGUACACUAUGCGCAUGUUGGACGGCGGCAACAAUGCCGUUAACAACAUUAGUAUGGCAUCAGCUACCAACGGCACUAUGUCGCGAGCCGAUGUAGAACGUAUGGAUACCUCCAGCGAUAGCGCCGUCAGUUCCAUGGGUUCCGAACGUGUACCGUCCCUUUCCGAUGGAGAAUGGUGUGAUGCCGGCUCCGAUUCCGGGCAUACAGCCGGCGAUCACUAUGUCACCGACUAUCAUGGAAGUAAAUUUCGGCCCUACGACUAUAGUUACUCCAGCAGGCAACACUCUGGAGCUAUGAGCAGCUCAGACGCUGCUCGCCUCCCUCCGGUUGCUCAAAAGAAGCACCAAAUGUUCGGUAAACGCUGUUUCCAAGAACAAGCCAGCACCGUAACCCAUUCAACCCCAACUCCCAUCAAAUACGAAUACAGAGAACCCACAGCAACAUCAUUCAGCACGCCAAACCAAGCUGAAGGUGCUGUUGGAAACAAAAUGCCCGAAAUGAAAUAUUCGUGCUCCAUGGAAUUUGGAAGACACAAUUUGGGCAGGUCCCCAAUCGAUCACAUCCAACACAACCACACCUACCAUCUUCCAGUUGAAAGCACGGGUGCCAUGCAAAGGCCUGUUUCUAGAGAUAAAGGAAAACCACGCAAAAGCGAUAACGAACAUCUUACAAGAGACGAAAAGAGAGCUCGUGCAUUGAACGUCCCUAUCUCUGUUGACGAUAUCAUUAAUUUACCAAUGGACGAAUUCAACGAACGCCUAUCCAAAUAUGAUUUAAGCGAACCACAAUUAAGUUUGAUCAGAGAUAUUAGACGCAGAGGGAAAAAUAAAGUGGCAGCACAAAAUUGUAGAAAACGAAAAUUGGACCAAAUUUUGACGUUAGCCGAUGAAGUGCGGGCGAUGAGAGAUCGGAAAAUAAGGCUACUUGGAGAAUAUGAAUAUAUCACGGCCGAAAACAAACGUGUGCGUGAUAAAUAUCAACAGCUUUAUAGGCAUGUUUUUCAAAAUUUAAGAGAUCCAGAUGGCAACCAAUAUUCACCAUACCAUUUCAGUUUACAAACAGCAGCUGAUGGUUCAAUUUUAGUGGUGCCUAAAGCAAAUUCAACGAUGGGUAGUUCCGAACGUAAAGAUCCGCCACCGCCGGCUCAUAAAGAAUAACGUUUCUUUACACUUUGUUGAAUACGUGUUGUUAUCUGAACCAAAAGUAUAGUUAAGAGUUUUUCUUUUGUUUUUAAUAUUAUUCUAAGGUUAAUUUUACGUCUAUUACAUUUUCUAUGUCUAAUUUUACGCGUAGAACCGUAGAAUUAGUUACGAACGCAAACUGCCCGUGCAGGUGCGGAAGAUUUUAUUUUUCCAUUUAAUACAAUAACCAGAAUUUAAAUAUAUUUUUAUACAGAUUAAAAAAAGAAAUGAAAAAGAACGAAUUCAGGUGAUCACUUUGCCUUUUAUGUAACUUGUAAAUAGUGUAGGUAGGGAUGUGACUGUGUAAGUAUGAGUGAUGUUUUGUAAACGUAAAUGCGCAAAUAAGAAGCCGUCUUUUUUUGGUGGUAGCAGUGGGUUUUUUUUGUAACGUUUAGCUAUUUUCGCCAGUUAGUUUUUUACUCUGUAGUUAGCCCUCCGUAAACGCGGAGUAAAAUUGUGAUUUUAAUUGCUUAAUUUUAAAUGAUUAGCAGUGACCGUACUUUUCAUGAUCAAAGUGAAAACGAAUUAGGCUAAUAUUUUUUUAUGGACUAAAAAUUGAGCAACGUAGUGUUUUGUACAUUGAUAGGUUUAGUGUAUGAAGUUCGAUAAAAUCGAAACAUUAGGAUUACUUUUACUGACAUCCUAUAACAAAAGGUACUAUCUACAAAUUUAAACUUCAUUAAAAAUUUUCUAUAAACUCUUUUAAAAACUAUAUAUAAUAUAUAAAUAGAUGGGACCGUUUGUUUAUGGAGAACAGUUUACGUUUAAGCAUAAGCAGUUAUAUGUAAAAGUGGAGUUGUUGGGUAACUAACUAUCUUAUGGUCAUUUUAUAUGCAGCCUCAUCUGGUUAUCGGUGCCAAUUUAGAUCUCUGUAACGUAUAUUCCGUUCGCAAAAUAUAUUUCUUUAAUCUUCGCCCGCUUUUUCUUUAAUCACCUAAAUGGUGCUUCGCAUUCAAUAUUACAUACACUAUUUUUCCACUUCCGUUUGACGCUAUUAAUAUAACUGCCAUGUACUAUCACUUUUAAAUUUUCAUUCACUCUUUAAAAAAGAUAUAUAAGUAGCGCACUUCACUAAAAGAUUUUCUAUUAGUUGUAGGUUCUUAUUUUGGUAUCCAAAAUUAUAUUUUUACUUUUAUCACCGUAUGAUACUAUCUAAUAGAUAUCUGCCAUAUGUAUGUUUAUCAAUAAAUCUAUUAAAAAACCAAA